Astyanax mexicanus (Mexican tetra) is the source of this 5515-nucleotide messenger RNA. It is a transcript of the gene fynb, whose product is annotated as FYN proto-oncogene, Src family tyrosine kinase b. Gene Ontology annotation, cellular component: extrinsic component of cytoplasmic side of plasma membrane. The coding region runs from base 197 to 1789 and encodes 530 amino acids. NCBI's taxonomy places the organism in Eukaryota, Metazoa, Chordata, Actinopteri, Characiformes, Acestrorhamphidae. The transcript has 12 exons. The record is from RefSeq and is a predicted model, not a curated record. Gene Ontology annotation, molecular function: signaling receptor binding; non-membrane spanning protein tyrosine kinase activity; ATP binding. Gene Ontology annotation, biological process: protein phosphorylation; innate immune response; T cell receptor signaling pathway.
UCUCGCCAUCAUCCUCCUCACCAUCAUAUGUUCCAGUGGAGAGCGGAGCGAGAGGAGCGCGCGCGCAGAUGUUUUUAUUACUUAUCUACUUAUCUUCAUUCAUUUGAUCAGUUUAAAGCAGUGUUUCUCACCUCCAGGCGCCCCGAGUGAUGGCACGCGGUCACGCCGAGCUGUAGGCGCCCGCAGGCGGUAAAGGAUGGGGUGUGCACAGUGUAAAGACAAGGACUCUAAGCUGGUGGAGUCUGAUGGUGGGCAGUGUGGCACCGGGCCGGUGUGUGUGCGCUUUAAUGACCCACAACAGAUCACGGUCAGCGCCAUCCCCAACUACAACAACUUCCAUCAAGCAGGAGGUGCUCAGGGUGUCACUGUGUUCGGAGGAGUCAGUACACACACCGGAACACUGCGCACGAGAGGUGGAACAGGUGUUACCCUAUUUGUAGCACUGUAUGAUUAUGAGGCUCGGACAGAAGAUGAUCUGAGCUUCCAGAAAGGAGAGAAGUUUCAGAUUAUUAACAGCACUGAGGGCGACUGGUGGGACGCUCGUUCGCUCACCACUGGAGGAACUGGAUACAUUCCCAGUAAUUACGUUGCUCCUGUCGACUCCAUCCAGGCAGAGGAUUGGUACUUCGGUAAACUGGGCCGGAAAGAUGCUGAGAGGCAGCUGCUGACUGUGGGAAAUCUGCGAGGCACCUACCUAAUCCGUGAGAGUGAAACCACUAAAGGUGCCUUCUCCCUCUCUAUCCGGGACUGGGAUGAUGUUAAAGGUGACCAUGUGAAGCACUAUAAGAUCCGUAAGCUGGACAGUGGUGGGUAUUAUAUCACCACUCGUGCCCAGUUUGAAACACUGCAGCAGCUGGUUCAGCAUUAUUCAGAGAGGGCCGCAGGCCUGUGCUGCCGCUUGAUCGUUCCAUGUCAUAAAGGGAUGCCACGUCUGACAGACCUGUCAGUCAAAACCAAAGACGUGUGGGAGAUUCCGCGGGAAUCACUGCAGCUCAUAAAGAGGCUGGGCAACGGCCAGUUUGGGGAGGUCUGGAUGGGCACGUGGAACGGGACCACUAAAGUGGCGGUGAAGACGCUGAAGCCGGGCACCAUGUCCCCCGAAUCUUUCCUGGAAGAGGCUCAGAUCAUGAAGAAACUUCGGCAUGAUAAGCUGGUCCAGCUCUACGCUGUCGUCUCUGAGGAACCCAUCUACAUCGUCACUGAGUACAUGAGCAAAGGAAGUCUGCUGGAUUUCCUGAAGGAUGGAGAAGGACGAGCUCUAAAGCUGCCCAACCUUGUCGACAUGGCUGCACAGGUGGCUGGAGGUAUGGCCUACAUUGAGAGGAUGAACUACAUCCACAGAGAUCUGCGUUCAGCCAACAUCCUGGUUGGAGACAAUCUGGUGUGCAAGAUCGCAGACUUUGGGCUGGCCCGACUCAUUGAGGACAAUGAGUAUACUGCUAGACAAGGAGCGAAGUUCCCCAUUAAGUGGACGGCCCCAGAAGCAGCACUUUAUGGUAAAUUCACCAUUAAAUCAGACGUCUGGUCAUUUGGCAUCCUCCUCACAGAACUCGUGACUAAAGGCAGAGUGCCAUACCCUGGGAUGAACAAUCGGGAGGUUCUAGAGCAGGUAGAGCGGGGGUACCGCAUGCAGUGUCCGUCGGACUGCCCCAGUUCUCUGCAUGAGCUGAUGGUUCUGUGCUGGAAGAAGGAGCCGGAAGAGAGGCCCACCUUCGAGUAUCUGCAGGCCUUCCUGGAGGACUACUUCACCGCCACGGAGCCGCAGUACCAGCCUGGAGACAACCUUUAACCCACCCCUACUGAUCCACACUGGGGAACACCCCUUUAGCGCCCCCUGCCUGUCUAUAUGUCAUAGUAAAGCUUCACAACAUACCAAACAGUUCCCUGCAGAUGUGAAGCAGCUGGUGAUUUUGGCGGAGAGAAAAAUGUACAACUAUGACACACUUGGACUGACAAAUCAGACACUGAGCAGCGGAGCAGAAGGGGAUUUGUGGGUAAUGUAGGAAAUGGGCAGGAUGGAAAUGGUGGUUGUUUAAGUUUUGGAAUCUCCGGUUUGUCCACGAAAAAAGUUAAAGGAAAUGGUUCUGCUUGGAAUCAUGACAGUCUGAGGCUUAAAAGGUUCUUUGACUGCAUAAAAGGGUACUUUGCUUUUAUAGAUGUCUCUACAUAGACCCAUAAUAACUUAAAAGAACCGUUUGGAUGCUUAAAUGUGCACCUGCCAGAAUAUUUAACAAACAAUCUACAAAGUUAAUGGUAAAUAUUAGGAGUGUAAUGAUUCAAUGUAUUAUUUAAUUCACUUUGAUACAACACAAUACAGUGUUUCUUGAUUCAGUAGAUUUUCCAAUUGUGUAAAAAUUGAGCAGUGGAUAAAAUAUAACAUGUAUCACUUCAAUAUGUUUACUUUACUUAUUAGAGCAUUCGCCAUUAAUUCGUUUCGACAGCAUCUCAAUUUAAUCUUCUACACUGCCAGUCAAAAGUUUUAGAACUCUUCCCAGUUUUGAAUUCUUACAGUCUCAACAUUGCACAUUGCUGGAGGGACUGCUAAUAAGGUGUUUCUGCAAGUGUACACAUGCACACUGCCCAGCUGAUUGGUUUUAAACAAUGUGCUCAGGGGCCUAAAAUGUUUGCACAGCACUCUAAGUGAGAAAUCUAGUAAAUUACAGUUACUGGUGAUGUGACAAUUUUCUGACUUUCAGCGUAUGUGAAAAGCACCCUAAUGAUUAACGAUGCAAUGAAGUGGCGGUAAUCAGUAUAAUAUUUCAGCUUGUCUGCUUUAUGAUAUUUUUCUUAGUUUUCUGUUCCUGUUUUUAUUGUUUUCAUCUUGUCUUUCUAUUUCAUUACCCAUUAAUCAUAAGUCUAGCCACAGUAAUAGCUGCCAGAAUGAGAUUUUUGGGGUUAUUUUGUUUUUUUGUUUUGGUUUAUCUUUCUUUUAUCUUUCAAAAGGUUUCAUAUUUUAUUAAUGUUCUUUUUUUAAAGAAUAGCUUGGCAAUAAAAAAAACAAUAAAUAACAUUUUAUUCUGUGUAGUCCAUCAGCCAAGACAUGUUGAAGAAGUGAAUUGAAAUAUAUCCUAGCAAGAACCAUAAACUGUGUCUGUACUUUAGUCAGUGUUAUAGAUAAAUGGGACUCAAAACAGAACAAGAAACUAUAUAAAAAAGUCUAUUUGAGAAUUCCUGUCAAAACAAUUCUAUUCCACCUUAAAUGGUCCAGUAGUUAGUCUGGCUUACAUUAUGCAUUAGCUACAUUUGUAGUGCCAAAGGUAAUUAGUUGUUGGCAGGUGAUAUAGCAGUGAGGUUCUUUUUUUUGUUUAACUCCAUGCUGAAGGUAUUUUGUGUUCAGGCUGUUCUGCAGUCAGAUGUAUUUUCCUUCGCUCUUUUAUUUGUAUUUCCUCUGUACACUUCUGUUGUGUAUUUGACUGGAUUGAUUGAUUUCCUGUCUUUUAAAGUAGCUAAUGCUAAUGCUAGCAUCACAUCCACAAGUUGUUUUAGUUUAGUCAGGCUAGCAGUACACCUCAGAAUCUCAGGCAAGGCAGCAGAAACAGGCUGCACUUCAAGAUUAUUUCAGACAUUUUAUGAUCAUGACACUGAUUAUGUAAUUAUUUAAACAAUAUUUCAGAUUUAUUUUAUGACUAGACUUUAGGUCUUUCGUUGUUGUUUUUACAGCCAAAAUGUGUCCUGACUCUUGAUUUAAUGGAGGAAAAUGUAAUACAAACGAAGUCUGCUGUAACAAGCACACAUAGACAUCUGAGCCUCUGAAAACUCCCUCACUGUCCAAAUUUAUUACGCCAAAAAGUUAUGAACACACCGUAGUUUUGAGAAAAUGUUGGGUCUGAAACCUCUCUUAAAGUUAAAAACCAUUAAAAUAUUAUAUAAAAUGAUAGUCUCCAAAGGUAUUUGUUCAGACCCGUGCACAUGUGUUUCUUCUGGUUCUCCAAUUUCAUUGCUUUAAAUUUUUUUAAGAUUAUAAAAGCAAGUUUGUUUCUAGUACAUCUACUGUGCAGCUCAGAGUAACUUAAACAUGCCGCUUUGGUGUUGUUUCGCAUUGUAAACACACAUGACUGUCAAAGACAGAUUGUUAAAGUAUGAGUUUAAAAAAAAAUGUUAGCCUCAUUAGCCUCAUAACUCCAGUGAUAAUUGCUGGUGUAUGAGUUUUCGAUACAUGUUAGCUACAUUAGCCUCAUAUUUCCCAUGCUAAUUGCUGGGGUUUGAGUUUUCAAUACGUUAGCUACAUUAGCCUCAUAGCUCCCAUGCUAAUUGCUGGUGUAUGAGUUUUCUAUACAUGUUAGCUAUAUUAGCCUCAUUGCUCCCAUGCUAAUUGCUGGGGUAUAAGCUUUCCAUAGUUGUUAGCUACAUUAGCCUCACAGUUCUAGUGCUAAUUGCUGGGGUAUGAGUUUUCAAAACAUGUUAGCUACAGUAGCUUUACAGUUCUAGUGCUAAUGGCUGGGGUAUGUUAUUUCAUUAUUGUUAGCUUCAUUAGCCUCAUAGCUCCAGUGAAAAUAGAUGGGGUAUGAGCUUUUAAUACUGUAGCUACAUAAGCCUCAUAGUUCUAAUGCAAAUCUUCAUAUAUCAAACAUGUCUUGGCUAAUCGACUGCACAUGUAGUAUAAAGACUGGGGUAAUCCGUUUUUUUUUUUUUUUGCCAGACUGUCGCUUUACAGCAGAAAAGUUUCUUUUAAAAAAUAUAACAAAAGCUAUUUUAAAAAUAAUAAUAUAUGUUGCUUUUUGUAUUUUGUCGAAUGUUAUGAGAGUAUUUUUUAGACAUAUCCUCAGCUGGGCCAGACAGAGUGAAUGAUUACUUGAAGCGGAUCUUUAUUUCAGAUUAAGGACAAAAGUUUGACGGCCACGUUUUCAGUGGUGUUACUUUACCCUACCCCCCUUCUCAGGUCUUACAAUGAUCAGACCCUUGGAAGGACUCUCACGGACCACUCCUCCACGUCAUUACGUCUUCUCUCUCUGUGACACAGCAGGAUGGACGUUUUUUUUCUUUUUAAUGUUUUGUUUUUUAUCCUCUGCCAUAAUGUUUAAUAUUUAACUAUAGCUUUAUAAUAGAGUGAAUUUUGAAGGGAAUAUAUCUCCUCCAGUCAGAAGUCUGAGCACACCUGAGUUAAUGAACAUUUUAUGUUUUUUGACCUAAAGGUAAAAAAAAUUAAAUGCUUGAGAUUUUAUUCUAAAACAAUUAAUAGUGAUCUUGAUGCCUGCGUAUGAAUUUAUUCUUGUAACAACUUCUAAGAAAUUACGCUUUUUAACUGUCAUUUUAUAGUUUAUUGUCUUUACCCUUAUGUUAUAUUCUAACACAUUAAAAUAACACCAAGAACUCUUCAUGAUCAGGUGUGUAAAUCCUUGGACUGGAGCAGUAUGUUGUAACAGGGCUGGAUGAUGAUGAAGAAAAUGCUGUUUGCUUUUACAGUAACUUUACUGUAUCAGAAAAUCCACUCUGCUAUAUUUUCCAUCUCAAUUUAAACAUUUCCUUUUGUUAACCGUUUGAUUUACCAUUUGAAAAUAAAGUACAGUAUUUUACA